Molecule: messenger RNA, 678 nt
Organism: Aureobasidium pullulans EXF-150
Lineage: Eukaryota; Fungi; Ascomycota; Dothideomycetes; Dothideales; Saccotheciaceae
Exons: 2
Coding region: 26-532 (168 amino acids)
Biological process (GO): translation
Cellular component (GO): mitochondrial large ribosomal subunit
Molecular function (GO): structural constituent of ribosome
Source: RefSeq, a predicted model, not a curated record
CGCCAGUCUGUCCAUAUCCACCACAAUGUCGCUCCGCGCCGCGCCCUCGACGGGCUUCCUUCAGUCAUUUCUCGCUGUCGCAUCAGCUUCUCUCCGCCCUGCUGGACCUGCAAGGAGCUUCCUGCCUCUCGGCGCUCGAUCAUGGCCCGCCCCUCUACUGCCUUCGAUCGUCAUUCCCAUCCCUGGCCUUGUCUCGGAUAUCUGGGAGUCCAUCCUUAAGGCUGUACCGAAAAAGAAGACAUCACACAUGAAGAAGCGUCACAGACAGAUGGCUGGCAAGGGUCUCAAGGAUGUCACUUCGCUCAACAAGUGCUCUGGCUGUGGAAGAGUCAAGCGCGCACAUUACUUGUGCCCUCACUGCGUUAUGAGCAUCAAGAAGUGGUUCAGCAACGACUUCAGCCCCAGAAGGGAAAAGACCGAGUGGGAGAAGAAGGACCAGGAGAAGAGAAUGGACCAGAGAAAGCACAAGGUCGACGAGAUCAAGGCCGAGGAGAGCAAGAUUGACGAGACGGACAUUGUCGACAGAAAGUAGAAGGAUUGAAGAGGAAGACGGAGAGUUGUAUACCUGUAUAGUUGUGGACAAGGCGUUGUAAAAAGGACAUGGGCAUUUGCAGGUGUUUAUACUUGGGAAGGGCAAAGAAGAACAACACGACGUCGAGAGUAUCGCGCGUGGCACGA